AUGACAGAUGCCACUGUGUCCUUCACCAAGGACUUCCUGGCGGGUGGAGUGUCUGCUGCCAUCUCCAAGACGGUGGUGGCGCCCAUCGAGCAGGUCAAGCUGCUGCUGCAGGUGCAACACGCCAGCAAGCAAAUCACUGCAGAUAAGCAAUCCAAGGGCAUUAUAGACUGCGUGGUUUGGAUUCCCAAGGAGCAGGGAGUCCUGUCCUACUGGCGUGGUAACCUGGCCAAAGUCAUCAGACACUUUCCCACCCAGGCUCUCAACUUCGCCUUUAAAGAUAAAUACAAGCAGAUCUUCCUGGGUGGUGUGGACAAGAGAAUCCAGUUUUGGCGCUACUUUGCAGAGAACCUGACAUCAGGUGGCACCGCUGGGGCCACAUCCUUGUGUUUUAUGUAUCCUCUCGAUUUUGCCCGAACCCGUCUAGCAGCUGAUGUGGGCAAAGCUGGAGCUGAAAGAGAAUUCAGAGGGCUCGGUGACUGCCUGGUUAAGAUCUACAAGUCUGAUGGGAUUUUUUUUAUAUAA
This is a messenger RNA of Canis lupus familiaris (dog), 522 nucleotides long. Its product is annotated as ADP/ATP translocase 2-like. Bases 1 to 522 code for a protein of 173 amino acids. Gene Ontology annotation, biological process: mitochondrial ATP transmembrane transport; mitochondrial ADP transmembrane transport. Gene Ontology annotation, cellular component: mitochondrial inner membrane. The transcript has a single exon. Gene Ontology annotation, molecular function: ATP:ADP antiporter activity. Lineage: Eukaryota; Metazoa; Chordata; Mammalia; Carnivora; Canidae. The record is from RefSeq and is a predicted model, not a curated record.